This is a messenger RNA of Cricetulus griseus (Chinese hamster), 674 nucleotides long. The record is from RefSeq and is a predicted model, not a curated record. NCBI's taxonomy places the organism in Eukaryota, Metazoa, Chordata, Mammalia, Rodentia, Cricetidae.
CCUAAUUUCUAGAAUAUUUCCUUCAUUCCAGAUUAUGAUGAUGGCUUUUCGAUGAAGCAUACAGCCACCGCCCGUUUCCAGAGAAACCACCGCCUCAUCAGUGAGAUCCUCAGUGAGAGUGUGGUGCCUGAUGUGCGGUCGGUUGUCACAACAGCUAGAAUGCAGGUCCUCAAGAGACAGGUCCAGUCUUUAAUGGUUCAUCAGCGAAAACUAGAAGCUGAACUCCUUCAGAUAGAGGAGCGACACCAGGAAAAGAAGAGGAAAUUCCUGGAAAGCACGGAUUCCUUUAAUAAUGAGCUUAAAAGGGUACCUAUUCCAUUCACUGACUGCCUUUAUCAUGUGCCUGUUACGUCACAAUGUAACUUGUACUGUCUUUAUAAAAGUGUUCCCAUUUUCUGGAAAAAUUACAAUAAAUUUGAGGUAUCGUGUAGUAUACAUUUAAGGAGUACGCCCACAGACAAUAGAGCCCGCUAAUGCUUUUGUUUAAAAUCUUUACAUCGUGAAUUAUUUUCACUUUAUUGUAAUUUAUUCAUAGAUGUUUUCAUUAGAACUGUAGUUCAGUUAGGGGUGGUGCUAUGUACCUUUGAUCCCAGGUAGAGGUAAGAGAAUCUCAGUGAGUUCAGGGCCAGCCUGGUCUACUUAGAGAGACCCUGUCUCAAAAAAAAAAAAAAAAA